AUGAAAGCAUUUUCACCAGUACAUAGUCUACGUCAAGUCCCCACAUCAGCUUCUGAAGUUCGAUUUGUUGACCCACAGCAUAAUAAUGGUGAUGUUGAUCUCUUGCAUCAAAUAGGUUACAAGCAAGAGUUGAGACGUCAUUACACCACUUUACAAGUUUUUGGAAUCCCCUUUUCAAUUAUGGGUCUGAUUAUACCCAGUGUGGCAUCAGUUAUCAGUAUGGGUAUAGCUUGUGGACCCGCCGGGCUAGUUUGGGGUUGGUUCAUUGCGAGUUUCCUUGUCCUUUGUGUCGGUAUUUCAAUGAGUUUCUUAGGAAGUGCCAUACCAACUAGUGGUGGUUUGUACUAUUAUACCAACUACUACUGUCCUGAUAGAUUUAGGGUACCUUUAAGCUAUUUAAUUGGGUGCUCAAACUCACUUGGAUUGAUGGGUGCUAUCUGCAGUGUCACUUAUGGAUUUGCUACUGAAGUAUUGUCGGCCGUCUCACUUUCGAUGGACAAUGAUUUUGAAAUUACAAACGCUAAAACGUAUGGCGUUUUUGCCGCUUGUAUUGUACUGAAUACAAUCAUAUCCAUCUUGACAUCUAAACGGGCAGAAAGGUUACAAUCCUUGUCGAUUAUUGUCAACGUUUUUUUGAUGUUGUUGUUUUUCAUUGCUGUACCAGUGGGUUAUUCGAGACACAAUAGUUUCAACUCGAGAGGGUUCAUAUUUGGUAAAUACGAAAAUGCAAGAGAUUGGUCUGUGGGGUGGAGUGCCAUUUUGUCAUUCAACACGGCAAUAUGGGCAAUUGGCUCAUUCGAUUCAGUAAUCUACUGUUCUGAAGAGGCAUUGAAUGCCCAAAGAUCUAUCCCCGUGGGAAUAUUAGGCUCAAUUUCUGCUGUUGGGGUCUUGGGAUGGACGGUAUUAAUCGUUUGUGCAGCUUGCAUCAAGGAUGGUAAUACCGCUCGUGUCCUUUCAUCAGAAACUGGGUCGCCAUUGGCCCAGAUCAUAUACGAUGCUUUGGGGAAAAAGUGGGCGGUUGCAUUUAUGUCAUUGAUUUCUGUGGGCCAGUAUCUCAUGGCAGUUUCUUUCUUGACUGCAUUGUCAAGGCAAAUUUGGUCAUUUGCUAGAGAUGACGGUUUGCCAAUUGUUUACAAAUACGUCAAGUAUGUCCAUCCAAAGCUAAAGGUUCCCGUUAGAGCAACGGUUUUUGCUGGUUGCUGUGCAUUGGUAAUGGGUUGUUUGUGUAUAAUUCCUGGAACUGCUGGGUCUGGAGCAUUGUUUUCUCUUGCUAUUGCAUCCACUAAUUUGGCGUGGGGUAUGCCAGUGCUUCUUGUGAUCUUGCCAUACGGAAGAAAGAAAUUCAUUCCGGGACCUUUUUAUUUCGGACAUACUUUGAGCUACAUCAUCAAUGUUAUUACCGUGCUUUACAUUUUUUUCGCCAUUAUCAUGAACAUGUUCCCGGAUUCAAGGAGUGUUAAUAAAGAAAGCAUGAAUUAUACUUGUGUAAUCAACGGAGGUGUAUGGAUGUUAUCUUUGGUGUAUUAUUACGCCUGGGGUUGGAGGAGUUACACUGGACCCAAGUCUAAUCUUGAUGGUACAGAGACAGAUGAUGAAACUAGUGUUAAAAACGUUGAUGAGGUGUUGGGAGAGAAAGCAUGA
Lodderomyces margitis is the source of this 1641-nucleotide messenger RNA. RefSeq lists its product as uncharacterized. Bases 1 to 1641 code for a protein of 546 amino acids. Gene Ontology annotation, biological process: transmembrane transport. Gene Ontology annotation, cellular component: membrane. NCBI's taxonomy places the organism in Eukaryota, Fungi, Ascomycota, Pichiomycetes, Serinales, Debaryomycetaceae. The record is from RefSeq and is a predicted model, not a curated record. The transcript has a single exon. Gene Ontology annotation, molecular function: transmembrane transporter activity.